Molecule: messenger RNA, 2739 nt
Organism: Aureobasidium vineae
Lineage: Eukaryota; Fungi; Ascomycota; Dothideomycetes; Dothideales; Saccotheciaceae
Source: the annotation of a GenBank genome assembly
AUGGAACCGCAGCAGCAACCGCCGCAUCCGAACCCGGGAGCGGGAGCAGCAGCGGCUCCGGACAGAGCCAAUGCGCCAACGAAGCCGACGACAGCCAAAUCGCGCGCCCGCCACCGACGGAAAGAGAAGGACGAGACGGCAUCCGACGCCGGCGGCGACGACUCGAACAAGCGACGAUGCGUGAGCUCAGCCUGCGUAGCCUGUCGCAAGCGAAAAUCAAAAUGCGACGGCAACCUCCCGGCUUGUGCAGCGUGCAGUCAGGUCUAUUCCACCGAAUGCGUGUACGAUCCUGGUUCGGAUCACCGCCGCAAGGGCGUAUACCGCAGCGACGCCGAUUCCAUCAAGACGCGCAACUCUACCCUACAAACCCUCGUUCACGCCAUUCUCAACUAUCCCGAAGAAGAUGUGCCCGACCUGGUGCGUGAGAUGAGGACAUGUGAGAGUCUGGACAAAGUCGCCGAGCGAAUUGUUGCCCGCGAGCAAGGCCUACAACUGGACGAGUCGGAUGGCCAUCAAGAGGACGACCGCUUUCAAAAUGCCACACACACUUCCUCGACGGCGACACCGCUGUUCGAGAAGCAAUUGUCGACCCGUGUGGGCGAGCUGAGGCUCGACGAUGGUUCAGUCCGCUACAUUGGUGGCACUUCAAACUUGCUGUUUCUGCAAGCUGAUAAAGACUCACAAGCCUCGUCUGUGUCGGACGCAUACCCUCAGCAGGAGAACCCCGUCACAUCAUGGACCAACCAGACCUCUGAUCAUGAGCUGGUCAUGCACCUUGUCAACAUGUAUUUCACAUGGCACUACACCUACUUCACAUGCUUGCCCAAGCACCUCUUCUACCGCGAUUUUAUGCGAGGCAGACCUCCGCCUGACACCCGUCGAAAGACCGAGUAUUGUACUCCGCUACUAGUAAACGCCAUUCUCGCCCUUGGCUGCCACUUCACCUCGUCGCCUGGCGCGCGUGAGAACCCCAAUGACUCUGCCACUGCUGGCGAUCACUUCUUCCGCGAGGCAAAACGCCUUAUAAUGGAUAAUGACGAAUAUGAAAAACCAAAGAUGACCACCGUCCAGGCUCUGGCACUUAUGAGUGUACGUGAGGCGGGUUGUGGCCGCGAAGCAAAGGGAUGGGUGUACUCGGGCAUGAGUUUCCGCAUGGCUUGUGACAUGGGCUUGAACAUUGAUUCAUCUGGUCUGGGUCACAGCGCUGACCACACUAUCGACCCUGAAGAGGAGGACGCCCGACGAAUUACCUUCUGGGGAUGUUUCCUGUUCGAUAAAUGCUGGUCAAAUUACUUGGGACGUCUACCUCAACUACCUAGCUCGGCCAUCACGGUACCCAAGUUCGACGUCUUUCCGGACGAAGAUAGCGCCUCAUGGGCCCCAUACACUGAUUCAGGCUUCAUGAGCGCCCGUUCUCAGCCUGCCCGCACACGUGCGGUUGCCCUGCAGAUAUCAGUACUUUGUGAGAUAAGUAAUGAUCUUAUGCGGCACUUCUACAAUCCUAGCGAUAUGGACAAGAGCCGCGGUCGGCAAGCCGAGCUCAAGAUGUUGAGUGAUAUCCACACCCGCCUUGAAACAUGGCGUCGCAAUCUACCUGCAGAGAUGGAGCCCAAAGAGGGAGGACUUAGCAGCGUUCUUACCAUGCAUAUGUUCUUCCAGCUUCUCUUUAUUCAUCUGUUCCGGCCUUUUCUCAAAUACAAUCAGAGCACGUCGCCCUUACCGGCGAACGUCAGUCCGCGAAGGUUGUGCACGCAAGCAGCGGCCAUGAUCUCGAAACUCAUGCGACUUUACAAGCGAUCGCACGGUCUGAGACAGAUCUGCAAUGUGACUGUGUAUAUUAUGCAUUCGGCAUGUACUAUUCAUCUGCUAAAUCUACCGGACAAGAACGCUCGCCGCGACAUCAUACACGGUAUCAAACACCUGGAAGAGAUUGGAGAAGGCUGGCUUGGUGCGCGCCGCACUUUGAGCAUUCUCUCCGUUAUGGCGCGAAAGUGGAAGGUCGAGCUGCCCGAGGAAGCAGCGACUGUGCUUGCUCGUGCCGAUGCCAAGUUUGGCACCCACAGCACAGACACGCCUAGUCCAAUGGCCCGCCGAGCAUCCAUGAUGGCAAUGAUGGGCGCAUCAGAAGCCCAGCCAGCUCAAAGAGCACAACAGCCUCUUCCUCAACAACGAGCUGCCUGGACCCAAGCACAGCAAGCAAUUUUCGCCAACGCCUCUGCACCCAUGUAUGGGCAAGUGCCCUUCAAUGCCGCCCAGGCCGCGAGUCCCUUUGCCCUGCCUCCCCAAUCAGCCUCCGACAUCCGCGCUACCAACUAUCCAUCCGCACAAUCCACCCCCUUCACCAACGGCCUCCAAUCGCUCAAUGCAGCAGAGUCGCCAACAGCAACUUACACCGCCGCAGCCAGCCCUUCAGACAUGUUCGGCGGCGUCGAGCAACUACUGCGCGAGAGCCAGGACUGGGUCUUCCGCGAUCAAGCACAACUGGCCUCUGGCUUUGGCAAUUGGGGUGGGGCAGGGCUAGAUCUGGGUGUUGCGUCUCUGGGACAAAGUCCUGUGACUGCUGGACCUGCUGCUGCUGCUGCUGCGUUAGGUGGGUUUUCGUCUGCGGCGGCCGCGGCAGGGUUUCCUUCUGUGAUUGGUGGUGUUGGGUUGAGUGCUCAGCAGCAGCAACAGACUAGGCAACAGGAGGAUGGGUUUGAUACUAUGACGACUUAUGACGAGAGGGAGUGGUACCAAUGA